CAAAUUCCACAAUGCCAACGAUGAACGAAAUUCCAAUCUGAACUUGAAUUCCUGAAAUGAAACAAUAACGGAAGUCAAAAGUCAGCAUUCAAACCGAAAACCCAGAAAAUAAAAGCACUGGAAAGAGGUGGGUUGGGAUCCAAUUCAACCCAUUCCAGAUAAGGCAGCCAUUGUUGGCGAGCUCCAGCUUUCAGCUGAGCUUCGGGGGGUUUCAGAGGUCGAAGAUGAUAACCAUUCCGUAUUUGACCGCGUUGAGCACCUACUUCAGCUACGGCUUGCUCUUUGCCUUCGGCCAAUUGCGAGACUUCUUCAGAAAAAUCAUUGAUUGGUGGCAGUCUGGCGAUCUCCAGGGUUACGCGCCGAUCUGUUUAGGGCUUGAGGAUUUCUACAUUCGUCGUUUGUAUAAUCGAAUUCAGGAUUGUUUUGGACGACCAAUAUCAAGUGCUCCUGAUGCUUGGUUUGAUGUUGUUGAGCGUUAUUCUAAUGACAACAAUAAGACCCUAAAACGAACAACAAAGAUAAGUAGGUGCCUCAACUUGGGAUCGUAUAAUUAUUUAGGCUUUGCUGCAUCUGAUGAAUACUGCACACCUCGUGCCAUCGAGUCAUUGAAGAAGUUUUCCCCAAGUACUUGUAGCAGUCGUGUUGACGGGGGAACUACAACAUUGCACAAAGAACUGGAAGAGUGUGUUGCAAACUUUGUUGGAAAACCAGAUGCUAUGGUAACUGGCAUGGGUUAUGUGACGAACUCUGCCAUCCUUCCUAUCCUCGUUGGGAAGGGAGGGCUGAUAAUUAGCGAUUCAUUGAACCACAACUCAAUUGUGAAUGGUGCCCGAGGCUCAGGAGCUACAGUUCGAGUUUUCCAACAUAAUACUCCUUCGCACUUGGAGAAAGUUUUGAGAGAGCAAAUUUCUGAGGGACAACCUAGGACACAUAGACCAUGGAAGAAGAUAAUUGUCAUUGUCGAGGGGAUAUACAGUAUGGAAGGAGAACUCUGCCAGCUUCCAGAGAUUGUUGCAAUAUGUAAGAAAUAUAAGGCAUAUGUUUACCUGGAUGAGGCUCACAGCAUUGGAGCAGUUGGAAAAACGGGAAGAGGUGUCUGCGAAUUAUUAGGGGUUGACACGGCGGAUGUAGAUAUAAUGAUGGGAACUUUUACAAAAUCAUUUGGAUCAUGUGGUGGUUAUAUAGCUGGAUCCAAGGAGGUUAUACAAUAUCUUAAAUACACUUGCCCGGCUCAUCUAUACGCAACUUCAGUCUCACCUCCAGCUGCUCAACAAAUCAUAUCUGCUAUUAAGGUCAUUCUUGGAGAGGAUGGUACCAGUCGAGGGGCUCAGAAACUUGCACGGAUUCGUGAAAACAGCAACUUCUUCAGGUCAGAGCUGCAGAAGAUGGGCUUUGAGGUUCUCGGAGACAAUGAUUCCCCUGUAAUGCCCAUAAUGCUCUACAAUCCAGCAAAAAUUCCUGCUUUUUCUAGGGAAUGUCUGAAGCAAAAUGUUGCUGUUGUGACAGUUGCUUUCCCGGCUACUCCUCUACUUUUGGCCAGAGCACGUAUUUGUAUAUCUGCCUCACACACCAAGGAAGAUCUUCUCAGAGCCUUGGAGGUAUGUUUCAGUUCAACUUAAGAAUGUGAUGCCUUU
This is a messenger RNA of Prunus mume (Japanese apricot), 1634 nucleotides long. The record is from RefSeq and is a predicted model, not a curated record. NCBI's taxonomy places the organism in Eukaryota, Viridiplantae, Streptophyta, Magnoliopsida, Rosales, Rosaceae.